AUGACGGCAACGCAAGAGGAUAAUUCAAAGCCUUGGGGACGAUUUACACUCGUAUCGAAGGACCCAGCAGAAGAUAGUGAUCAUAUUUAUUUUACUAAUAAAGUAACAACAAUCGGUCGCAAUAAACGUCGCUGUGAUCUCGUGAUUAAUAAACUUUUCAUCAGUAGUAUUCAUUGUGUCGUUCGGUUGGACGGUACAGACGAUUAUGGCAAACCCAUUGUCAAGCUCGAAGAUAAUAGUCGAAAUGGGAUUUGGGUCAAUGCAGACCGCUUAGGUAAAGGAGCUUCGAUGCAAUUGGAUAGUGGAUUUACCGUCCAUUUUACAAAACCUGGUACAACACCAGCAGGUGUUACUCCGAUGGCUUACAAGUUUGAGUUUCUCAACAGAGUCCAUGAUUCUUUCCUGCCAGUCUCUCCAGAACGUAAAAGGAAUGAAGGGCUAGAAAAUGUCGAUAUGGCAGUCGUUGCUGACGAACCUUUUGAGGCAACACAAUUUUUGACUUCACCAGCAGAUUUAUCGUCUCCGUCGGAUCGGAAGCGUAAACGAAUGGACGAGGAUUAUGCGGCCGAUACUGUUGCAACUUACGAAGACGAAAGUGAGCUCGAGAGUACAAACAAACAGCUUAAGAUUGUAGAAAGCAAAUUGAAGACUACAGAAGAUCAAGUAGGUCUGAAAGAAGGGUUGGAGCAAACUGUGCAGGCUCAAGUGGACAAACUUGCGAAAGAAAAUUUGGACUUGAUGGUAAAGCUGAAGGCAUCGACAGCGGAGAACUUUCAACUUAAGACAGAUUUGGCCGCGAAAGACAAAGAUGUGGAAGCAAAGAUUAGGGAGGCAACAACAAAAAGCCUCGAAGUAGCUGCAAAAAAGACGGCUCAGCUGAAGGAAGACGCGGUUACGAAAGAGAAAGCCAUGGAACUGAAGAUCAAGCAAUCACUUACGAAAUCGUUUAAGGCAGUCCUCGAGACAAAAUCGCAAGAAAUGACUACCAUGCUUAAAGAAGCGACGAAGAAGUACCAGCAAAAGGUUGACACAGAACACUAUGAGGAGCGAAAAGAGAUCAGCGAGAAGAUGGCCGCCUUUGCCAACGAAAACGAAAAGCUGCACACAGCUCUCAGUAUGAAGGACGAGGAGCUAGCUGAAUGCAGCGAUAAGAUCGCAAGUAUGCAAGACGAGAUCACUGCUUUAAAGGGAAAAGUCAACAUUUUGAGUGCAAAGGAGAAGAAUGUAGCCGCAUUCGAGGAAAAAAUUGCUGAGCUGGAGGAGAGGCUUAGCGUAUCGAAGGACGAAAGUGCAGAGAUUUUAGGGCUACUGGCUGCAGCAGAAGAAAAGAUCGUUGCUGCAGAAGAUAAGGCUGCCAAAGCAGACAUAGCUGCUGCUCAUACCAAUGCUAGCAACACUACUGAUGUGAGUGAGCAACACGAACUGCGAAAGUCUAUUUCGUCUCUGCGAGAGGAGCUGAAGAUAUACCGGACUGAGCUUGCGAGGCGAGAAGAAGAGCACCGGAAGGCCACAACGUCCGUGGCAACAGCAGCAACAACAAGUAUUGCUGCACACAGUAUUCCACAAGGCGAGGAUGCAGAUGCUGUACGCGCCAAAUUGGCUGCUGCAUUGAGCCUAUUCAGCCAACUGCAAGCUCUUGUCAUCCAAGGUACCAAGUUGACCACCAUGACGAACAGCUCAGAGCUUCAUUUGUCGCCAACUGCAUCUGCGGAGUCGGAAUGUAACAGCACAGGAGCAUCGAAGUCCCCAUUGUCUUUGUCCGCUGAAGAUGGCCAACACAAUGGAAAAGCCGAUUCGAAAACGUCGCCGUCCAAGUUAAAGUCGCACAAACAGGCGUCUACGACGAUCGAAGCAGAUGCCGCUUCGGUGCUUGCAGGAAUGACAUCGAUUGAAGGUAACGGCAAGAAACACUCGUCAAUUGAUGCAAGCACUACAGCUGCAGAUGGAAGUGACUGGGAAAUGGUGGAGUAA
Molecule: messenger RNA, 1971 nt
Organism: Peronospora farinosa
Lineage: Eukaryota; Oomycota; Peronosporomycetes; Peronosporales; Peronosporaceae
Source: the annotation of a GenBank genome assembly